Saccoglossus kowalevskii is the source of this 1506-nucleotide messenger RNA. RefSeq names its product solute carrier organic anion transporter family member 4C1-like. Gene Ontology annotation, biological process: sodium-independent organic anion transport; transmembrane transport. Gene Ontology annotation, cellular component: basolateral plasma membrane. The record is from RefSeq and is a predicted model, not a curated record. Lineage: Eukaryota; Metazoa; Hemichordata; Enteropneusta; Harrimaniidae.
AUGGAUGAGACGUCGCUAGAUGAACGCUCUGCAACAUCACAGGAGAAUGCAACUACAGCGAUCACGAACGAGGAAGAAGCGGCGGAUGAUGCUCCGCUACUCUGUGGUUGGUUCAUGUUUCGACCGAACUCCUUCCAGAAGGUAAACACAAUCUCAUGGCUGGUGACAAUUAUGAGUUUAUUGUGUUUCGCACAAGGUAUGGUCGUCAGUGGUCUCAUACCGGUUGCUCUGACUUCCAUCGAAGAACGUUUUUUUCUCACCAGUACUCAGCUGGGUAUUAUAGUUGCUAUGUAUGAUUUCACUGUCAUGGUUGUCAUCCUUUUUGUUUCUUAUAUACUCGCUGAAAAAAACAAACCACGAUGGUUUGGAGUGUUUACGGUGGUAUUAGCGAUAGGUACAUGUAUGUGGACAUUGCCUCAUUUUCUAUCCCCACCUUAUGAUCCGACUGGCGCCGAGGAAGGAUAUUACCCGUUAUGCCGCCGUUCGAGCAACGUGACAGAAGAUUGUGAUGAUGAGUGGGAUUCUUUAUCAAAUUUUUUCUAUGUGUUUAUACUUGCUCAAAUAUGUAUCGGUAUUGGUGCAUCACCCAUUUAUACUGUUGGGUAUGCAUGGGUCGAUGAAAACACAACACACGCAAAAAGUGGGUGGUAUAUGGGAAUUUUGAAUACAAUGGCUGUGCUUGGGCCUGCUACUGGGUUCAUAGUCGGCGCCCUGACUCUAACAUUGUUUACAGAGCUUACAGUCGACACGGGGCUCGAUUCAUCUGACGAUGGCUGGAUAGGGGCUUGGUGGCUAGGAUUCGUUUUUGCGGCAAUAUUAAUAUUUAUAUUGGUUAUUCCAAUCAGUGCUUUUACCCCUGUACUACCAGGCACCAAAUAUAUCAAAGAUGAGCGAAGGUCCCAGGCACAUGCUGACGGGUCAGAUCUCGUGGCCCAACAGCAGGGAUUUGGUAGAACAUGGCGUGACUUUUGGCCGGCGUCUAAGUUAUUACUCAAGAAUUAUCCGUACAUGUGGAUCAACUGUGCUCGUACAACCAGUACUUUGGUUCUUUCUGGGUAUACUCCGUUCACACCAAAAUUUAUUCAGAACCAAUUUGGUCUCACGGCGGGCUCGGCAGGAUUGCUCGUUGGUGUCAUAUCGAUUCCUGGCGCUGCAGGUGGCACACUACUUGGUGGCUGGAUUGUGAAGAAAACCAACUAUGGUGUUAAAGGAAAUCUUAAACUCUGUAUUGCAAUCUCUAUUGCUACUAUCGUGCUGUCGUUGUCCUACUUUCUGAGAUGCCCAGAUCAACCAAUAGCUGGGGUGUUUAGAUCUUACGAUCCAACAAACACUACUCGGUUGAGUGAGGUACAACUGGAUCACCCGUGCAAUGCAGAUUGCAAUUGCUUCCGACGAGUGUAUGUACCUGUCUGUAGUGAGAUCAAUGGUCUGCAAUAUUUUGAUGGUUGUUAUGCUGGAUGUGAACUGACACCCGAUGCGUUGGUGAGUAGUAGGCGUAUACAAUGA